This is a messenger RNA of Cylicocyclus nassatus, 1019 nucleotides long. Lineage: Eukaryota; Metazoa; Nematoda; Chromadorea; Rhabditida; Strongylidae. The record is from the annotation of a GenBank genome assembly.
CAGAUGGUAGAAGUGAAGGUCAAGCCCGACUCCGACGAUGAAGCAAAAACUGCAGUGAAGCUGGAGCCCACAUCCGACGAUGGAACAAAAGCUGUAGUAAAGCUCGAGAUCAUUUCCGAUGAUGAAAGGAAAACUGCAGUAAAAUCGGAGCUCCACUCCGAUGAUGAAGCAAAAACAGCAUUAAAGCUGGAGCCCACAUCUGAUGUUGAAACAAAACCUGAAGUAAAACUCAAACCCACACCCGAAGAUGAACUAAAAAUCGCGGUGCAGCGCUGCAAAGCCCGCGCAAGAAAACAAUGUAUCUCAGAGGCAGCUACAAGAAUGCGAAUUCACCGUUUGAAAGAGACUGAACUGGAGAAGUAUGAACGACGGUUCAAGUGCAAACAGCGGGCUACACUGAGACGUCUGAACGAGUCCGAGGAGGCGAGAGAGAAACGCUUGUCUCAGAGCAGAAUGCGAUCGAAGAUGAUACGAGAAAGUCUGACUGAAGAGCAGAAAAUGAUGCGUAGACAAGACAGUAAGGAACGAGCGAGAAGGAAACGUGCAGCUGAGACAGUAGAAGAACGGGAAAACCGGAAGAGGAGGGACCGAGAACGCGGAAUCGUUCGUAGAUAUCUGGAAGAGAUGCGUGCUCGAGAGUAUCAAGCCGAGUACCCGAAUGUGCUUCAGGAUAUAUCAUUUGACGCGGAAAGAGCGAGAGAAAGACGUGCCGCUGGCGCGGAACGAGCAAGAAGAAGACGCGCGACUGAAACCCAUGAAGAAUAUGAAAACCGGAAGAAGAAAGAUCGAGAACGAAAGCGUAGAUAUUCUGAAAUGAAGCGUGCACGAGAGAAUGGAGGCGUGUAUCAGAAUAUUCCACUAAAUGCAUCGAUGCUGCUAGGCGCAGAAAACUCGCAUGAAGAUAAUUUCCGCGUGUUUAUCACUCAACUUAUUUGAAUUUCAAACACCUUUGUUGUUAUGGAAAUUAUUGCUAUGUACAAGUGUUUUCACAAAUAAAGAACCUCGGAUGUUUGCAUCUA